UGCUGUCUCCACUCAGCCUGCUGCCUCCUCCACCCUGGCUGCUGCCUCCUCCACACCAGGUGCAUCAGCAUCUCCUGAUGAGUCUGUGGUAUGUAAAUACCUUGUUAUAUGUGCAUUAAUACUGAUUUAUAUAUGUGACUGGAUUGCUAAUGACACCAUAAGUAAACAGAGCCACAAUUCCCUAAUAUUCAGUUACAUUCUUUUGAACAGGAAAUCAUCUGAUUUUACUGAAUCAACGUAUUUAUAUUUUGCUGAAAAAAAUAAAGGAGCAGUGAAUAUUAGUUUUGUAUUACAAAUAUCAAAAUGAUUCUUAUAAAAUCUGAGAACAGAUUGUUUUGUAAGACAUACACAUAAAACUUAACUUGCAGUUUAUGCUUCUCAACAAAAAGAAAUAUGUAUAUAUGUAUUUGUUAUUUUUUUCCCCACUUAACCGUCCUCGUAAUGUUGCACAUUUUGAUUUUUGAUUUUGUUUUGCUUGUAUUUUUUUCAGGCUUUGGAUAGUGUUGGUCUGCCAGGCAUGGACAGAGUCGACAGCCUAGCAGAGUAUCUGGUGGAGCUUAGGGACCAGCCCUCUCUCGUCCUCACCAACCAGCAGGUGAGCAAUAUAGUUGCUCUUUGGCAGAACCUGCUUGAUUUUGAUAAGCAAAGGGUGGUGUUUGCUGCCAGACACCAGAGCAGGCUGGACACAGGGAGGUUCAGGUCCCCCAAAAAGAGGCAGGAGUUCACUCCAGGGGUGGAAAGUGUGAAGAGGCACGCACUCACCACCACAGCACCACUUGCCCAGUGGCCAGAUUGUUGUCGCCUGAUAGAGACCAUUUUUGUUAAGCUCUGUGCCAUCCAUAAAAGCCCAAAAAAGAAGGGGACAAGCACAGUGUCCAGGUGGGUCCUCAUCUUGGAGGACUACAAGAAAAUCAGGCAGCGCAUUCUGGCCAAUGCUGCUGUUAUGCAGCAGACCACCCUGCAGCUGGUGGAUGUAAGCCACACAACACUGGUUCAGUGGCACAAUAAAAGAGUGAAAAGGCAGGACAGUGCAGUAUUAAUGCAAGGGCUGCAACUGCCUAGCCGCUUGUCUGUGGCGGCUGACCCUCUGCUACCUGCCAAUGUGCGUCCCCCGUCUGCACCCCCCCAACCAGGCCCAGCUCACCAAUACCACCUGCCCAGUAGCACCGUGGGCCAGGCACAAACAAAGAGGAAGAGGAAAGUACUUCCAGCCCCAGCAGUUUUGUCACCGCCAGCUGAGAGACCUCAAACCCAGCGGCAACUCUUUCCUGCUCCACCUCCAGGUGCUCAACUGGUGUGGCUGACGCCAAUGGCCUCUCAGGGACUUACAGGGCCAUUCCUAGUUGCUGCUCCACAGGCGCCUAUGGCCAUCCUCUCUUCUGCCCCUCCUGCUGCCCCAGUACGGAAGCUGACACGUAAAGUACAGCACAACACGUGCAAAAAAUGCGGGCAGUUCAGGACAGCGGAGACUGGGCAUAGCCAAUACAAGGGCAUUAUUUACUGCCCCUCUGUAGAGACUGUGCCAAAGGAGCAGUGGUUGGAGGAUAUAAAAAAAACUAAAUGA
Molecule: messenger RNA, 1564 nt
Organism: Carassius auratus (goldfish)
Lineage: Eukaryota; Metazoa; Chordata; Actinopteri; Cypriniformes; Cyprinidae
Exons: 2
Coding region: 518-1564 (348 amino acids)
Source: RefSeq, a predicted model, not a curated record